Molecule: messenger RNA, 11056 nt
Organism: Acanthaster planci (crown-of-thorns starfish)
Lineage: Eukaryota; Metazoa; Echinodermata; Asteroidea; Valvatida; Acanthasteridae
Product: pleckstrin homology domain-containing family H member 1-like
Cellular component (GO): cytoskeleton
Source: RefSeq, a predicted model, not a curated record
UGAUGAAUGAGUGGUCGUGAGUCACGAUGUUUCUGGCUUUUUGUUAUGACACGGAUGGAUGGGAUGUGACUUAUUUUAUUCAGUGUUAUGGUUAGCAUCUGGGCGGACUGGUCAUCACCGCUUCUGCACGAAAGUGUGCAAUGCCUUGUUUUAAUUCUGAAGCAAUGCCGCGGCAAUCAAAGUGUGAUGGGCUUGGUUUGUGUCAUGCACAGAAUGAUGUCGAUCUCAUCUCGUCCGGAAUUGAACGUUGACGUUGAACUUGCAUUGUUGUUAGAAUUGUGACGAGAAAACACCCAGUUGGCAGUUGUACCACGUGAUUCCUCCUCACAAAAUUCAUUGAUACGUCGUCAUGGCAACUAGCAUCAGCAACGGGGGAACAACCCACGACAUCCUCAGCCACCUAACAGACAUCGACGUGACGAAGAACACAAAGGGCGCAAAGGAUGAAGCCAAGGAGGAGGGGGCGGAGGAAGAGGAGGCCGAGGGGGUGGACUGGAAGGAACGAUACAUACUGCUAGAGGAACAGUUGGAUAAAUUCCGCCUGCAGGCCACCAAGAUCCGCGCUGUGCUGGGUGAAAGGAUGGAGGAUUUGGAAGAGAAGGUCAAGGAAUCCAACACAAGAGCAGAGAUGGCCGAAAAGGAGGUCAAGGAAGUGACGGAGAAGCUGGCUUCCAUGAGACGGGGCUCGGGAGAGAGCGAGCGGAGCCAGGCCCUCAACAAGAGGAUUCAAGCCUUGGAGGCGGCCUGCCAGGAGAAGGAGGACGUGAUACGACACCUGGAGAAGCAACUCACGGAGCAGCGAGAACUCCGACUGGAGGACAGCCGAUUGGUGGAUACCAAGAUAACUCAAAUCAAGGAGUGGGUAGCAACUACUGUUACUCAGUUGGAGGAAGAGAACAGAUGUUUGCGAGCUGAAAAUGUGCUGCUAAGCACUGGACGGGAAAGCUUAGAAGAGGGCACAGACCAAGAACCAAGUCAAAAACCAUCACCACCUCGGCCUACAUCAGUCCUGUCCGAACCGCCUGAGAUUCCAGCUCGCCCCACCUCGUCUAGCAUCAGGGAACACCUCCAGAGCAUCUUGGAUGAGAGCAGAUCGGCCGGAGAUGCCCCCAGGAGGCCCAAACCCCCGGCGCGAAACAGGAAGAGCCCCGACGAAUCCCACGUCUCAGCCCUGAUCCAGGUUCAUGAGGAGUUCAUCAAGCAAGGGGAGGAGAGGCCCCUGAGGGAUGAGACCUUCAAGUGUGCAGCCUGCGAGAGGCGCAUGAAGCUGCAGGACUCAUGGAUGGUGGUCCGGGAGGAGGUGAGCAACAACACCUGGCCCCGCAGGCAGCCCCACCACGCCCAUGAUCUCACCAAGCAGCACAGCUAUGACGAGCAUGGCCCAACGGUGAGCAACAUCACGUGUGAGCCAGAGCCACGCCGGGACCUCAUCGUGCACUGCGAGUUUUGCGGUCACGACGGGGUGCCGGUGCACGUGGAGUCGGAUGAGGAGGAACCAACACCAGGGAUGCUGUCCUCAGAUCAGUUGCUUGGCAGUCAGGCAUCCCUGAUGUCUUUGUCGGAUAGUUCUCUUGCCCUGCAAGCUCCCCCGCCCACCCCUGCGUCCCCAGGCACUGGAGGAGCUAAGAGUCUUGCCCACAGCUUGAUUCAAGCCAAUGAUAACCCCACAAUAACCAAUAAUAACAACGACUCACCCUCAUCAGAUGCAGUAAAGCUGCCGGGUACCCUGGAAGCUCUCGCUGACUCAGUGUCGGCAACAGCCAAGGUUCUUCACCAGUCGUCCAACAGGAACAACAACCAGACUCCAUCCUUUUCGGAGGCUAUGGUUGAUCACACCCUAGACUCCUUAGAAGAUGCAGCCCAGUCGCAGAUGGACACAGAAACUACUGCAGAGGACGACGACGACGAGGUUUUCCUCAAAGAUGGGUUUGUGCCCGAGUCAAGGAACAGCGACUAUGCCGACCUUUUCCAGGAGGAGAUUGAAAGCAGGCCCCCAAAGAAAUCCGAGAGCAAGUACCAGAGCCUGACCUCCUUCAACACCACCGUGGUUUUGGGGAAGGACGACGACGACUACGACGAACCGCCUGAUGACUUCUUCAGCAUGGACAGUCCCGAGGAGUCCGUUAAACCGGACAUGAAGAUGGUUGAAAAGAGCAACCCCACCCCACCUCCCCCUCCUCUGCAUAAGAUGCCACCUUGGGAGAACCGUAUCUACACAAUUGCAGACAGAGGGAUGACCUUAUCGUCUUGCAUCAACAACAUGGCCAGCCCAUCUAAAACUUGUCCUGCCCCUAUAUGCCAAUCUUGGGAAGGCUCUAGCACCGCAGCCAUGUACAAAGACAUGUCCGUACCGGUUUAUACCACUCUCAGAGGGCAUGCUGACCAAAUACGCAGCACGCCAUUCAGUGGGGAUUCCUCGGACUCCUCAGAUGAGGAGCACUGCCUUGGAGGUGGCGGCAAGCUCUCCCAGCACAUCCAAUCGGCCGUGGGGACGCUGGGAAGGAGGCCCUCCCCAAGCGCCUCGCCGGCCAAGAGUGGAAGCAAGAUCGGUGGCAGUGGCGGUGGCGGCGGCGGCAGCGCCCUCGCAAGUGGGAGCCCGUCCCGGAAACUCAUUGGCAUUGGAGGCACGCCCUCCACCCCAAUGCUGGGCCUAAAGAGGGGUGUGUCUGCCCAGUCAGGUAGCUCAGAGGCAGAUUAUGCAAUACCCCCAGAUGCAAUCUCUUGCAGUGACAGUACAAACUCGGAUGAGCCUGAGCCCAAACUACUCAAGACUUGUGCGGCCUUUACUGCCGAGAACGUCCGUAAGGGUCCCCUGGAGAAGAGCGGUUGGCUGACCAAGUUUGGGGGGAGGAUGAAAAGUUGGAAGCGGCGUUGGUUUGUUCUAAGAGACGGUGAACUCUGCUACUAUAAGUCAAUGAAUGAAUCCAGUCGGAAGCCAAGAGGAAGAAUACCCCUGGACACAUUGACUAAGAUCUCCCGGUCAGAGGGCUCCUUGACAUUUGAACUUGUCACCACCAAGAGGACAUACUACUUAACUGCAGGGUCUUCUGCUGUCAUGGAAGAGUGGAUUACAGUCUUGAACAACGUCCUGUGCCGCUACAACACCAGGGCCAUGAUGGACAAAGGCAGCAGCAGCGAGGAGGUCAAGCCUAGCAUCCAGUCCUGGCUCACCAAGGUCAAGAACGGACACUCCAAGACCUGCUGGUGUGUCCUGGCGGUCAAGACAUUCAGCUACUACAAGAAACAGGGGGACAAGGUUCCCAUCGGCACCAUCGACAUUGGCGAGGCAUCGGUGGAGGAGGUGGACCAGUCACAGAACUCAGAUGAUGAAGGGGACGGCAAGACAGAGAGCAAGUACUCCCUGUGCCUGGCGCCGGCCAAGAAGCCAGACAAGCCCAAUCCAAGCCCAACGUAUCUAGUCUUCAACAGUAAAGAAGAGAAGGAUAACUGGCUGUAUCAUCUUCUGGUGGCAUCGGGCGGGGGAAACUCAGACGCGGGCACCGAGUUUGAGAAGCUGAUCUCCAGGCUGAUGGUCGCAGAGGGCAACCCCCAGAGCCCCUACUGGAAGCAUCCCAUGCUGUGCUACAGCAAGGAGAGCAUCGAGAAGCCACUGACCACGCUGCCUUCCGAACCCCUGAAGAAGGAGGCUGUCAAACUCGGCAAGUCCUGCAACCUCUUCAUCACUGUCCAGAUGGACACGCUGGCCAUCGACUACCACAUCAGCCUGGCCCAGAAUGCACUGCAGACCUGCCUGUCCCAUCCGGAGCUCCAGAACGAGAUGUACUGCCAGCUGAUCAAGCAGACCACCAGGUGUCCACCGGGAUCCGGCACAGCGAGCUUACAGUCCUUCCUCUGCGGGAGUCUCUCCUCCUGGUUUGGGUGCGACGCCCAGGUGUCGCGGCCCUCGUCCAUGACUGACCUGACCUCUGAACCCCGGCAGGUCAACCCGCAGGAGAUCUACCUGGUCACACAGGCCUGGCAGUUGCUGGCAAUGUGCUGCGUGCUGUUCCUACCUCAGCAGAAGUACCUCUGGUUUCUCAAGGCCCAUCUGCGCCGGCACGCCGACACAAAGAAUGACGUUGGCAAGUAUGCCCUCUUCUGUCAGAGGUCGUUGGAGCGUACCAUUCACAAAGGAGGGAGGGAGGCCAAGCCAUCUCGCCAGGAGGUGCUGUCGAUUCUACAGAGACACCCCUACCACCACUCCUUCCCGAUUAGCAUGCCGAUUCACUUCAUGAAUGGGAGUUAUCAGGUGGUAGGGUUUGAUGGCUCAACAACAGUCAAGGACUUGCUGCACACACUGAACCACAAGAUCAACAUGAGAGACAGCGAGGAGAGUGGAUUUGCCUUGUUCACCGAUGACCCAUGUGGGAGGGAAAUUGAGCAUUGCCUGCAUCCUUCGGCCAAGAUCUGCGAUGUGAUAUCCAAAUGGGAGCAGACUUUGAAGGAGACACAGACUGGCAAGUGGGAAACAGCCAGAAUGGUGCGACUCACCUACAAAAACAGGUUGUACUUCCGACAGCGCACCAAGAGAGAGACGGAGCGGGAGAGGCUGCUGCUGGCCUAUCAGGUCAACGAUGACAUCAUCAACGGCUGGUUCCCCAUCAACAAGGAGCUGGCACUGGAGUUGGCAGCCCUCAUGGCCCAGAUUGAAUAUAACGACUACCGACCCAGCGUGACCAACCUGGAGCUGCCAUCCGCCGGUACCAGUGCGGCGAGUACCAGCCAGACACUAGACAGCGCAUUUGAGAAGUUCUACCCCAAGAGGUACAAGAGCUGCGACGAGGAAGAACUUAGGACCCUGAAGCAUAACCUGGCCCAGAAGUGGUGCGUCCUGAAGGGCCGUACGCCCAUAGACUGUGUGCGUAUCUACCUGACUGUCACCCGGAAAUGGCCGCUCUUUGGCGCCAAGCUCUUCCCAGCCAAGUGCAAAUUUGGUAAGCAGGAGAGAGUCUGGCUAGCUGUGCAGGACAGUGGCGUCAGUAUGCUCAACUAUCAAACCCUGCAAGAACUCUCCAAGUACUCUUUUCAGUCGAUGGUCACCUUUGGAGGUUGCCGUGACGACUUUAUGAUUGUCCUCAGCCAAUCAGUGACCAAGGAGGUGCCCCGGGAACGUGAACAUGGCACCGAGAAACUGCUCUUUGCUAUGACAAAGACAAAGGUGCUGGAGAUCACCCUGCUGAUUGCCAGCUAUAUCAACGCCAUCGUCAAACAGGAAGGCCUAACCUACAAGCCCUCAGGCGAAGCAGCUACGGCAGAUGGGAUGGCCUCCUCGGGCAGUGGGGGUCCGGCCCCCUGCACCAACCCCAAAGUCUGGGAUCUGGAGAGCUCAACUGGGCCAAUUGUGGUCGGUGGGAGCAGGAUUGUAUAGCCCCUUGUCUGCCCCCGACGAAACACUCCAAAUAAAGAAAUCAAGAUCAUGAUCCAGAGGCUUUGAAAGGCAGAGUAUGUUUCUGGGAGGGAUUUGAGGUUGGUCCCAAAAUGCUUUGUUUGCAAUCUAGGAGAAGGGACAGUUACCGUCAGUGGAACUUGGAGUGAGGCAUUCCUUACCUAUCUGUGUCCUAGCCCUGUUGAGGAGCUGAGAUAUUUGUCCAAAAGUUGAAAACAUCUCAAGGCAAACAGACUUAAUUUGGAAUGAAGAAUGUAAGUUGUUUGACAAGGAUCUUCAGAUCAGGAGAGAGACUAUACCAACAUUUGUCGGUGUGUAUCAGUCUGGAUUAUUUGUUCUGGCUGACCAUCUCUGUACAGAAUUUUCCACAGAAAUGUAACACAUGGACAGCUUGUCCUUUUACGGUGACUUCAAGCCAAGUCAGAGACCAAUCACUGCUUAGCUUCAUUUGACUGUGCAUACAUGUAGAUGUCCUUCCGUACAGAUCGACUCAAGAAUGUGCCGUUUGCUAGCCCCUCCCCCUUUGCGCUCGGUUGCGAGCAAACGACCAGCAGGAGAAAACUGUCAUCUGAUGAACGAGAAUUGUUAGUCUCUGGCUCGUCAAGCUGCUUGUAUCAUCGGUGGCCUUAUGCAGAAAGAGAGGCAAAUAAAUGCACCUGCCAGGAAGUUUUUUAAAGGUGUCUUCACCAUUUAAAAAGUAUCUAACAGUUGUCACUGGAGAUUUGUUUUACAGAUUUGAAUCGGAAGGGCGUUUGGUAGGUAUUGUGUGUGAAAAAGGCAAGCAUGGAGUUGGAGUUAUUAGAGGCUUUCUUUCAGUAGCGUAGUGUUUGGUUUGGGUGGGGUUUUUUUUGUGUGUUUUUGAAGCAAAAUAUAAGCUUGUCAGUUCAUGGUCAGCACUACAGUGCGUCCUUGUGCAUCAAAUUUGAUGCGAGUUGUUUCAGGAGGCCACCCUUUGUGAUGCUGACAUGGGGAUUUUCUUGAAUUGCCUAAUACACUGUGUUUGAACUUACACAACUGGUUGUCUCACCGUGGAUUAUACCAUCAUUACUGACAUUGGUUUCUCUAAGAAAAUGGGUUUUAAGAAAAGAGCACAUGUGCGUUUCUUAAACCACCUCAGUUAAAGCUGGUAAUGUAUCAAUUCAGUGAGCAAUCAAUCAAACUUGGACUUCAUCUGAACCCUAAAAGAGCCAUCUUGGAAAACACAAACAGCGGAAGAACGAUUUGUCCGAUUUCUACAAUAUACCUGUCAAAAUGAGCACAAGGAGUUACUUAAAAACUGUUGAAGGCUCAAUGCAUGAAAAACAUGCAAUGCGACGGUAUCAGGAAAAAUGUCCCCUAUUCUUUUAGGGUUGAGGGUCCAACAGUGAGCUUCUUGCAAAAUUUUGUUCUUUUGUCAUACUAUGGUUCAAAUUUCUCACUGUGUAGCAAUUGACUUUUAAUGAGUUUUUUUUGAAAUAUGACUAUAUUAAGAAGGAUCACAGACACUGCAUGUGUUGUAUUGUGCAAUACUAUUCAGAUUCAGACAAUCAAGGUGUAUACUUAUAUAUAGCUCAUUCAUAUAGCCUACUUGACAAAUAUUCUUGUAGAAUAUGAAUAUAUUGUAUAAAGUAAAAGCGAAUUUGUUAUCAGUUGUAUGUUGUGUUUAAUAAGGGCACCGUAGGGCUGAAGAGCACCUUUAUGAUUUCCUGCUUGCAAUGGCAUGCACUGAAGAUGGCUCUUGAGCUGUGAGGUUCUCUAACAACAGAUUACCAGUUAUCUAUCAAUGCAGCAAGGUUACCGUGACCUGGUUUCUCAAAGUAGCAGAGUAGUCGUGCUUCAUAGCUCAGUUCAGCAGAACCGAUUCACAUGUUCAAUUCAGUCAGCAGGCACCUUUAUCGGAUUGCGUGUGCACCUAGGUCCUUGUUUGAAAACACAAUUUUAUUGAAAGGUAUUGACUAAGAAAGUGCCAUUUUGCUCAUCAGUCUGCUGAAAAUUGAGUUUGUGCAUAUUCAGCUGAAAAAUGUGGUUUGUAAUUAUUGAGCUGAGAAUUACAUUUGAGCACAUUCAGCUGAAAAUUUAUCUCAAGCUAAGUCAGAUGAGAAUUGGAUUUGUGUACAGUCAGCUGAAAAGUGGGUUCGAGCACAUUCAGCUAAAAAUUGGGUUCAUGCACAUUUAGCUGAAAAUUGGGUUCCUGCACAUUCAGCUGAAAAUUGGUUGCCUUCUUUCCCUGCUGUUAGCACUUGGGUUACAAAUACAUGUAUGUGCAAGCAAUGUGUCUUUCAUUGGCUGUCGUAAUGAGAUGGUAGAGCAUAACCCACAGCUGUUUGCAUGGUAACCACGUUUGAGGUCUGAACCUUAGCGUAGGAUGAUAAAAGGGAUUUAGGCCUGUUGCUAUAAUCUGCUAUUCCAGGAGUUGUGUUUUCAUGUACUGGAAGGGAAUACUAAUUUGUGGGCACUUUUUGUGUGAGAGAAAGGAUGAAAUAAUUCUUUCAAAGGUCUAAAAUGAAAAAGGUCUGUCUAUUGUUUGAAGUUUAAAACAUUUUGAAUCUUGUGUGGGAUUUUUCCAUAGUCAGGGGGUCAUAUGACAAACUGGCUUUAGCUCUUUUUUAUAAAAGUAUGUUUUGUUACGUUUUUGGUUUACUUACUUCUGAAAUGCACAUACACAGUAAGCUGGAAUUGAGAUUUGCCAAGGACACUUGUUAGUGCAGUGUUACGUUACUGAGUCACAUACAGAAAUAUUUAUUCUGGGAAAUAGUAUGUUGGAUUGAAAUUACUUACGGUGAUUAUCUUAUGCCAUUCAGUGCUUUUUUAUACAUGUAUCUCAUCAUCACAUUUUCAUCAGGGAUUUAAAUGAUAAAAUGUUGUCUUUUGUAAACUGCAUGACUGUUGAGAUUUUGUAGAUUGGUUCUCGGAACUUGUAAGAGGUAUUUUUUUUGUGCAAGCCAUCGAGGCUCAGACUGGUCUUCAGGCCUAAAGUAGAAGGUAAUCAGCUGUUUUUUUGUUUUGUUUUUUUCUGGUAUUGAAACUGCCUAAGCACGAGUGAGGGUGCUGCUUGAUCAACCCAAGCAGAGCUAUAACAUAGAGAGACUUGUGACUUCUUCAUAUUAACCACUGGUUCUAAAGUCUGCCGCAAGUUGUACCUCGAUGGAAAUAUUGGCUUUUGGGGUGGGGUCACCUUCUGAUUGAUUAGAGCAACCCAUCACAAAGCAGACAACCAGUCUGGAAAUCAAAUGGCAUCUUAAACUACCUCUUGUCCCAACUUUGGCUGUACACAUCGCUGCAGGCAAGAGGGUGCUCCAUUGAAUCGAUCAGUUGGGACCUAUCAACUUCCCCAGCAUCCAUGCAAGCCAAGGCAUCAAUAUCAAUAGCAAACCUGAAAACUUAGAGUGUGUUAAUAGAGGAUUGUGUUGUAGUGUCCAUGUAGGUGCAGGUUUGUAGGCCAACACAAUCCUGAAGCACCUUUAUAAUUUUCCAUAAGAGUAUAUGUGAUGUAGAGUCACCACUGAACCUGUCAUUUUACUGCCUUAACUUCCCUUGGAGAUGGUCAACCAUCGGCCAGUGUACGACUGUCCUGGUGACCCCCCGACGCAGGCUCAAUUCAAUUUAAAAAUUGAUAUUCAUAGAGAAAGUUAUUGGAAUCCUGAUAAACUUCAGAACAGAAGGCCGUUAAGACUAGAGGGAAGUUGAAACCACAGUCAACAGUGUCAUCUCAGAAGUUGUGACAAGAUUGCUUGUAUUCCUGCAAUGAGUCAGGUAUCCAGACUGGCUAACACACUACGUGUAGCUAUGUUUUUAUGAUCUUUCCUUCACAGUUUGUAUUGUUGCAGUCUGUACCUUCCACCACAAUGUGAAUGUUGGAACUACCAAUAAGUACACUUCUAGAUCAAUGGAACAAGUGAUGGUACCAUGAGAUUUGGUUUGUGGAAGGAAGAUUAAAAUCAGAGGCUGUAAGCUGAGGAAAUGUAGUGCAUUAUGGUCCAGAGUUUGUCAAACUUUGGAUUUAAGCCUCAACUUGUCAGCUUUGGAUAAAUCCACAGGAAACAUUGCACAAUAACAAGAAUGGUGUUGGUGGAUUUGUCGCAAAGAGAUCAGUAUGAACUGCCAGUGUUAACCAGUAACCAUCAAAGGGUGCACAUGACAUUUUUAAACACAUAAGUUAUUUUCUUAGAGUGACUUGCCAUAAGCUUAUGUAUGUACGUUGUUUGUGUCUGUGCAAUUACUUUGUUAUGCAUCAGGAUUUAAAUGUUAACUGUGCAAUCAGAUAAACCUGUACACUCACCCUCGUGACAAAAUGAAAGCUGGUUUAUACCGCAGGUAAAUGCAAAAGUAAAGUGAAUUGGACGUGACGAAAAAUUUCCAGCGAAAUUUCGCUUGAGUUGAAAUGUGUUCGACUUUCAUGAAUUCGCAACGCAAAUAUUUCAUCUAACGUCACAAAUUCGCAUUCGUUUUCGCUUUUGCACGAAGUCUAAACUGGCCUUAAGUCUGCCCACUCACACUCGUGACACAAUGAACCAACACACUCACCCCCUUGACCCAGUGAACCUACACACUCACCCUCAUGACACCAUGAACCAACACACUCACCCCCUUGACCCAGUGAACCUACACACUCACCCUCAUGACACAAUGAACCUGCAUACUUGAACUCAUGACAGUGAUUCUGCUGCUCACCCUCAUGGCACAGUGAAUCUACUCAUUCACCCUCAUGACACCAUGAACCAACACACUCACCCCCUUGACCCAGUGAACCUACACACUCACCCUCAUGGCACAGUGAAUCUACCCAUUCACCAUACUGCAUGAAGUACAAAGGGACCACCUGUUCUCGCAUAGCGGUGUUAGUUUUUCAUGUCAUUGCAUACUUCAUACGUGACAUUAGCCUUUCGAAAUAUACCUGUAGUUGUUUUAUCGAGAUGUUUCUGGAAUAGUUGUUUUUGCACAGAGUGAACGUCUCCUUUUCCAGUGUGGGCCAAGAAUUUUUUUGGUCUUGUUGGAUGUUGCAAAUACAAGAUAUGUUUGUCUGGCCAGUUGCUGAAUUUCUCCCUACGGUAUCAAGUGUAAUGUUGAGAAGAAUCAAAGAACAUGUACUAAAAUACUUCCCUUGCUAAGCGUUUCUUGCUCCAGACUUAAUAUGCCAACAGAAUUUUCUAGGGAGCGGUGGUUACUUGAAGAAACGAACCCAUACGUAAACAAGUUUACUUUAGCAUUGUUACUGCAUUUUCCAGUACUGUUGAGUAUUUUUGAUGUCCGCUGCUAAGAGUGCGUUAUAUUUACCGUCUGUGCAGAAAACGGCCUGUGAGAAGUUUUAUGUACAGCAGACGCUGUGUUUAGUCUGAAUGUGUAUAUUUUUUAAUUUGCAUUGUUUUACCAAAAGGAAAUAUUGUUUCAACACUUUGUAAUACGACGUCAUGUGCCAUAAGACAAAAUAUCUACAAAGUUAUCUCUUUCUGAAUUAUAGACUUGUUGAUAGAUGCAGAACUAUUCCUAAGGUGCAACUGUUGUAUGUAUAAAGAUAGUUACAUUAGAUUUGUGUUAUUUUCACGGAAAGGUUGUUUUUUAACCAGUUUUCAAGCAAGGUGUGUGCAAAGCUACAGUAUGCUCUGUGUUGAAUUUGUCAGUAUGGCAGAUUAAUUUGAAAUCCCGUUUGUUUUUUGGGCACUGAAAUAAAAUAUAACAGCAUAUUUUAACCCA